UCAUCAUCACAAAACUAUGGAUAAUUGGAGAUUCGCACAGUGCUUUGGUGAUAAAGGUGACGUUGAAGAAGUCACAGAAGCCGAUAUAAUCUCAACCGUAGAAUUUGAUCAAACAGGUGACUAUCUUGCAACAGGUGACAAAGGUGGUAGAGUUGUAUUAUUCGAGAGGAAUCAAACAAAAAAAGGAUGUGAAUAUAAGUUUCAUACUGAAUUCCAAUCACACGAGCCAGAGUUCGACUACCUGAAAUCAUUGGAAAUCGAGGAAAAGAUCAAUAGGAUAAAGUGGUGUAAAAGCUCAAAUAACAGUCACUUCUUAUUAUCAACUAAUGACAAAACAAUCAAAUUAUGGAAGGUUUUCGAUAAGUCUUUGAAAGUAGUUAGUGAGAAUAACCUAAGUGCUUCACAUCCUUCACCACCUACAAGUUUAACAUUACCACAAAUUACUUCAGCUCCACAUCCUUCAAUUACCAAACAACUAAGAUUACCUAGAAUGUCUCAUCAUGAUACUAUAGUUGCGGCCGUUCCCAGAAAAGUUUACGCUAAUGCCCACGCUUAUCAUAUUAACUCUAUAGCUAUCAAUAGUGAUGGCGAAACCUACUUAUCAGCAGAUGAUUUAAGAAUAAAUUUAUGGAAUUUAGGUAUUUCAGAUCAAAGUUUCAAUAUUGUUGAUAUAAAACCAAAUUCAAUGGAAGAUUUAACUGAAGUUAUCACCGCGGCCGAUUUCCAUCCAAUUCAUUGCAACUUAUUCAUGUAUUCAAGUUCAAAAGGUACAAUAAAGCUCGCUGAUAUGAGAGAUCAAGCUUUAUGUGAUAGACAUGCUAAAUUAUACGAGGAAGAGGAAGAUCCUUCAAAUAAAUCUUUCUUUAGUGAGAUCAUCUCCUCAAUAUCAGACGUAAAAUUCUCUAAAGACGGUAGAUAUAUUUUAUCUAGGGAUUAUUUAACUUUAAAGAUUUGGGACUUGAAUAUGGAUAAUAAGCCACUAAAAACAAUAAACAUUCAUGAUCAUCUACGUACAAAACUAUGCGAAUUAUAUGAAAAUGAUUGCAUUUUCGAUAAAUUCGAAUGCACAUUUUCAGGUGAUGGUAAACAAUUAAUGACAGGUUCUUACGAUAAUUAUUUACAAAUAUAUAAUUCAAACCCGGAUUCUUCAGAUGACGUAGUUUUACAAGCAGAUAAGUCAGCAUUCAAAGCGAAGAAGAUCGGUGGAAAAGGUUUAGCUGGUUUAAAUAACAAAGACGAGAUGAAUCUAGACAACAUAGAUUUCAACAAGAAGAUCUUACAUGCUUCAUGGCAUCCUAAUGAAGAUACAAUAGCAAUUGGUGCAACAAACAACCUAUUCUUAUUCUCACGUUUAAAUAAUUAAUGUUGUUUAAUGAAAAGAUACAUAUUUUAAAU
Wallemia mellicola CBS 633.66 is the source of this 1395-nucleotide messenger RNA. RefSeq names its product protein phosphatase 2A regulatory B subunit. Gene Ontology annotation, cellular component: cytosol; protein phosphatase type 2A complex. The transcript is spliced from 4 exons. The record is from RefSeq and is a predicted model, not a curated record. Gene Ontology annotation, molecular function: protein phosphatase regulator activity; protein binding. Lineage: Eukaryota; Fungi; Basidiomycota; Wallemiomycetes; Wallemiales; Wallemiaceae. The coding region runs from base 17 to 1363 and encodes 448 amino acids. Gene Ontology annotation, biological process: peptidyl-serine dephosphorylation.